Molecule: messenger RNA, 8810 nt
Organism: Bufo gargarizans (Asiatic toad)
Lineage: Eukaryota; Metazoa; Chordata; Amphibia; Anura; Bufonidae
Gene: PLEKHG1
Product: pleckstrin homology and RhoGEF domain containing G1
Exons: 21
Coding region: 651-5186 (1511 amino acids)
Molecular function (GO): guanyl-nucleotide exchange factor activity
Source: RefSeq, a predicted model, not a curated record
UGUAUGCCUGGCUGUUUGGACUGGGAAGCGGCAGUGCUGAAAUCAUAAGUCUGUUGUAUAGGGCUGCAUGUUCUGCUAUUAUUCUUGUGAGGAUUUCAGCAGGCUCUUGAAAGCAGGCUGAAGGGGCUGGACUGAGAUACCUCCUAGAAGUUUGCCUCAUUCCACUACUUUGUCAUUGGGGCUUCUCUGGAUUAUAUGGAUAAAGAGUUGGACACAGAAAGGUAUUGCCAUUGGAUGAGAAGCAUAGGAUGGCCCCAAGAAAAUACUGAGACUAUAGGCUCGUCUUGAAAAGACUACCUUUUCCAAUCUACUUACAUCCUCCACCUGGAAAAUGCAGACUUUACAACCAACCAGACUUGGCUAUAUUGGACUGUAUUGCCAACCAGGUCUCAGCAGAGAUGCCAGAUAAAACACCAGAGGGUACAGAAACCACAUCGCAGAAUGAAGGGACUAUCUUCGACUACAUGUCAAAAUAUAUACACCAAGUGGGUUUCCCAUUGAAGGAACUCCACAGCUAACCAUUGGCAACAGAUGACUACCACUUGCCACUGGAUUCUCUAACAUCUGUCACAGAACAUCCAAGUCCCAGAACGACAGGGGUGGAUCUAAACAGGACAAAUAGACAUUUUCGUUAUUGUGGAAUCAAAAAUAUGGAGCUCUCGGACAGUGAUAGACCUGUUAGCUUUGGUUCAACUUCCUCAUCUACCUCUUCCCGGGAUAGUCGCUGUUCAUUUGGGAGCCGGAUGACCUUAGCAUCAAACAGUCACAUGGGUUUGUUUCACCAGGAUAAGGAAGCUGGAGCCAUAAAACUAGAGCUUGUUCCAUCCCGUCAGUUGUCAAAUGAUGAACUUCGGACUAACUAUAUCAGAGAACAGGGCCAUGGAAGUCCAAGGGAAAAAUACUCUGAUGAGAGAAGGACCAUACCAUGGAAAGAAUCCAAAGGAUCCGUCAAGAACUGUUCAAAAGCUGAAGUUGUGGAGCCCACCAGUCCAAAGCUUAUGUAUGUGGAUAGAGUAGUCCAAGAAAUCCUCCAAACUGAGAGGACAUAUGUACAAGACUUGAAAAGCAUUGUUGAGGAUUAUCUCAACUGCAUCUCCGAUCAAACAAGACUUUCCUUAGGAGCAGAAGAGCGAUCAGCACUGUUUGGAAAUAUACGUGAUAUAUACAACUUCAACAGUGAGCUUCUCCAAGAGCUAGAAAACUGUGACAAUGACCCAGUUGCGAUUGCAGAAUGUUUUGUGUCAAAGAGUGAAGAAUUUCAUAUCUACACACAGUACUGCACCAAUUAUCCAAGGUCUGUGGCUGUGCUGACGGAGUGCAUGAGAAACAAGAUCCUUGCAAAAUUCUUCCGAGAAAGACAAGAAGUCCUACAACAUAGUCUUCCUCUGGGGUCCUACCUAUUAAAACCUGUUCAAAGGAUCCUCAAGUACCAUCUGCUGCUGCAUGAAAUAUCCAACCACCUGGACAAGGAUACAGAAGGGUAUGAUGUUGUCCUUGAUGCAAUUGACACAAUGCAGCGGGUUGCAUGGCAUAUUAAUGACAUGAAGAGGAAACAUGAACAUGACAUCAGACUUCAGGAAAUUCAGAGCCUGCUAACUAACUGGAAAGGACCAGACCUGACAAGUUAUGGAGAGCUAGUUUUGGAGGGCACAUUUCGUUUUCAACGAGCCAAGAACGAACGCACUUUGUUCCUGUUUGACAGGCUGCUCCUCAUCACAAAGAAAAGAGAUGACUCUUACACAUACAAAGCCCAUAUCCUGUGUUGCAAUCUAAUGCUGGUAGAAGUCAUUCCUAAGGAACCUCUCAGCUUUAGCGUCUUUCAUUACAAGAACCCAAAGCUCCAACAUACAGUGCAGGCCAAGUCUCUGCAGGACAAGCGACUGUGGAUUCUACACUUGAAGAGAUUAAUUCUCGAAAAUCACCCAGCUAAAAUACCAGCAAAGGCAAAGCAAGCAAUUUUGGAAAUGGAUGCUAUCCAUCAUCCAGGAUUUUCUUACACUACAGAUGGAGAGAAAAAAACGACAGCAAAUGUAAAAGAAGAACCUACCCCAGGCAGAGUCCGGAGAAAGUCUGAACCAUUAUCCAAUGUACAUAAAGUCAUGAAACCAAACGACAUGAGUCUUGACGUACAAAAGCGCAUCAGCAUGCACGGCAAUUUGCUAUGUCAAGCGGCUAAACUAGGAUCAAGGGAUAUGCUUCUGAGCCCAGGAAUGAGAAAGGCAGUGCUCUCUCACAGUACUGAUAUAUGCAACUCACCAGAUUUCUUCCACCAUACCUAUAAAAAUGAAAAAUUACAUCUUGGACCAGGAGAACAGACUGACGCUGAUGAUGAAGAGGAUUCUGACCUGCAUGGUUCUCAUCACAAGGUUAAAGGAGGAAGAAAGAGGUUGAACAGCCAAGCCGCAGAAAAUGUUGAGAAACGUAGAAGCAUUAACCUGAGCUUAUGUGACAGUCAGAACUCAAAAGACCAGUCAGAUGAAGAGUCUUCACAAUCAAGUACACGGUUUUCAAGUUCUGCUGUUCAUCCUUUGGACAGACAGCAAAGUGUGUCCCAAACUAGCUCUUUAAUUAUGAAUAUCCUUGGGAAUACUACUGCUCUGCGAAAUAUUUGGACAGAUCACCAAAUUAGACAAGCCCUCUUUCCCUCUAGAAGAUCACCUCACGAUAAUGAAGAUGACGACGAUGAUUAUCAAAUGUUUAUGAUGAAUGAAUGUUCUAGGCUAGAGUCAUCAAGGUCCCAAGAAGAAAGAGGUGCCUCCAGUCGACCAUGUAGUUGGCACCUGGGCUUAAUGCAAGAAGACACUGUCAAUAAUUCCUACUGCAAAAUUGUCAGAAGAGCCAGUAGUGUAGGAGAGAAUAAAACACGUUCUUGUAAUUUGAGAAGUAGGCAGACUAACAGCAGUCACCAGUUUUCUCAUUGUGAUAUUUUAAAUAAAUCUGAUCAAAAGUUUUCUUCCCUUGGUUCCUCUGAGGAGUUGACAAAUGACGAUAUUGAACAUGUCUACGAUAAUAUCAGUUAUGAUGAUCUCAAGCUAAUGGGUCUCACAAGAAGGGAAGAAACUGAUUACCUUCACAAUCAUCCUAGACGUGAUACUGACCAUCAAAGUAAGAUCAACACUGAUGUUUGGACAGUAAAAGGACAUGAAAAGGCUAACAGCACUUCAGUGCCAAACAGAGAUAAAGCAAUGUAUAGAAAAGGAACACCUAAUUCUAGUUCUCAAGAGCUCAGAAUAAUAGAGGAAAAUAUUUAUGACUCCAUAUGCAUUCCAGAACAAUCACUGGAGCAUAUAACAAGGAAAUCACAUUCUAAAAGAAAUAACUUUUUAGGCUUAGAUGGAGAUUUUCAGUGUUUUGACCAGCUAGAGAAUUUUGUUUCUGAAGAAAGUCUACAGUUCAGUGAGGAUGACUCUAUGGACCACCGUGUGCCAUUAGGAGAUGACUAUAAUCAUUUACUCAACAAUUCCUCAAACUCAAGUUCAGUUCCUCACAAAACAACUGCUGACAAGUUGUCUGAAGAAGUAGACGAGAUCUGGAAUGACUUGGAAAAUUAUAUAAAAAAGAAUGAAGAAAAGAAAAGUGACAGAUCAUUGGCUUCCUUUCCUGUGAGUAAAGAUGAUGUCCGUGAAAAGAAACAUACAGUGAACAGGUCUCAUUUUAGCAAAGGAUCACAGUUUUCAAUAUCAUCAUUAUGUUUACCAGAUAAUUCAACUCUACCAAGGACAACAGUAAGCAACAGUCCAAAUGUCCGGAAACAGGACCCAAGCCCUUCAACCUCUCCCACCACUUCCUUGCUAAGUUUGAAGAGAACGUCCCUUACUGGUGAAAUGACAUUUAUAGAAUCCCCUUUUUUUUCAUCCCAAAGUACCUUAUCUUACACAGAUUCCAUGAAUGCUGCUCAGGGAUUGGACAGCAUUGAAAAAUCCAAAAAUAAGGUCUUUCUGAUGGCUCGACAAUACAGUCAAAAAAUUAAAAAAGCUAACCAACUUUUGAAAAUCAAAAGCCCAGAACAGGAACAACAAUCUUCUAAAUCACACAAGCUGAAAUCAAAAGACCUUGCAGCUAUAAUGGAAGAGAAGAAACAAGGAGGGGCAGCAAUAGGAGCAAGAAUUGCAGAAUAUUCUCAGCUGUAUGACCAGAUUAUCUUCCGAGAAUCACCAGCAAGAACGUCUAAAGAAUCUAAAACAAGUCGAAAAGACUCACUUGUACUUAGAACAGAACAUGAUCACCAACAAACUCACGCAGGUGCUCCAAGGAGUAAAGCAUGCCAGCAAAGUAACACAAGUGUGAAUUCUGUGCACAUCAAUGGAGAUGCAGAUUUUUUUACCUGGCCUGAUAUAAAAGACUUCAAGGCAAAAUCUGACAUUCCAUCAAAUGGGCAGAAAGGCCAGCAAAGAAAUAUAAUUUCUGCAUGCUCUGUUCCAUCCUUGGUUAAAUCUAGUCAAUCAAGCCUACAUAAUCAGAGAUGGAGUACAAUUAGUCAAGAGCAUGAUGAAAAUGCAAGUCAGGGGCAAGCGUUUCAUUCCUUGGGCAGACGAAUAGUCAAUGAAAAAACGCAGCCAUAUAUUCGCUCACAGUCCUCAUCCUCCAUGUUAAUUCACAGGACAAAAGAGCCCAUCAGACCGACUAAAACUUCUACUUCACCACAGCCUCUAAAGCCUAAGCGAUUGUCAGAUAUCUAUGACUUUGGUGGCAGUUACAUUGAGGAGACUAGGCAUUCAGAAGAGAGUUCGGAUAUGACGUUGCAAGACUCUCAGAAGAUCUUGGUGUUAAACAAGCUCUCCUCUCUUAAUGCUCAAAUUGCUACUCUGAACUAUUUAGCAAACUUUAAAGACACUGAUGGUGCUGGUGAUGGAGAUGAUGACGAUGAUGACUACGUGGAGAUCAAGUCAGAAGAUGAAGAUGAUGAGCUGGAGGUUGCUUCCAACCAGCCAAUGAAACUUCAUAUGCGUGGUCAUUCUGAACUUGUUCAAACUCCAUGUAGCACCAGUACCCCAUAUUCCUUUAGUAUGCCCACUACUCCUGUAAAGUCUCUAGAUGAGAAGCAAACACCUGAUGAUAUAGCGGGUUAUGAUGAAGUUGGUAAACUCAAUGACUAUCUUUGGAGGGCACCACCUUCCAAUCAGCAGAAUAUCGUCCAAUCUCUUAGGGAAAAAUUUCAAUGUCUUAGCUCAAGUAGUUUUGCUUGAACAUAUUUUUUCUUAUUUUAGAAAAAUGGAAAGUACUGUAGCUACUGUAUUACAGCAUAAUGUCAUGCACUGGAGUACUGCAGCACUAUUAACGGUAGGCAUUUGUUCCAUUGUAUAGUUUACAUAUGACACCAAGUAAAUGAGUGCAUUCUCCAGAAUGGGUAUAAUUAAUACUUUUCUAACUAAUUAGUAAAACAGCUAGUAAUAUGAUUUAUGCAAUUUACGUAUUUCUCAAAGUAACUGACUUGCAUAAGGAUUGCUAUAAAGCACAAUGUAAACAAGACUUAAGUUGGAUGGAUGAUAAUACUAGUUCAUCAGACAAUACAAUCAUCUAUAGAGCUGUAUGACCCAUCACCCAAGCUGAUAUUCCAUUUUCUUAUUCAUGCUGGUCAGAUGUUCUAAUCCAUUUAGAAUGAUGUAUAUGUAACUCAGAAAAAGCCCAGUAACCAUUAGGGUACGACUACAUGGCACAGUCGUGGGGUGUUUUGAAUAUGGCCAUGCUGUGGUCGAGUAAUGCUAAACUAAUGAGACCGCACUGUUCAGUUGGUCUGCAUUAUUAACGUAGCGUGAUAUUAAAUAUGCCCAGUGGCCAUUAACAAUGCAGGCCGAGUAUACAGUGUGGUCUUCAUCAGUUAAAUAAGAGGCAGCUGCAGCCUAAUUUGCUGCGCAGUACUUGUCCCUCAGCACAGCCGAAUCCUGAACAACCGCACCGUGAGGUCGUACCCUUAGAAUUGUGCAUCAAGGUUCAACAAUGUUAAUAAAGUGGAAUGGCACAAACAUGGAGGUAUAAAAUGUACAAUAUAUUGUACUAGGUCGUUUGUCCACAGUCACAUUUUCUGCCGUUUUCAUUGGAAGAUCAUCCAUUUGAAAAGGCGGUAGUGAGAGAGCGAGGAUCCCUCCCAUUGUUCUGACUAAAGGGUCUUUAUACUUGUUUUCUGCUGCUAGCAGGACAAUUAAGACCACCCUUGCCAUAACCGAUGCCUAGGAGAAGCGUUCACAAACCAUUUUCUGAAGCAAGUGCAUUUUUCGGAUUUCAGUGGGAGUUCUGGCUCCUGAACUUCAUUGCUAUGAUCUUCUGGUGCCUGAUACCUGAAAAAUCAGAUGGAGAAGAUAUGAAGAGCCACUCCAUUAUCAUUAGGCCUCAUGCAGAUGAUUUGAAAAUUUUAUCUGUGUGCUCUUUGCAUAUUUUGUGGACAGCACAAUGACCCAAUCCUUUCUAUGGGGCCUUGCACACACGUCAGUGUUUUUAGACGAUCCUUCCAUUCUGCAAGUUAUAGAACAUCAUUUCCUAUUCUGGUAUAUUUUGCGGACAAGAACAGUCCUUUCUAUUGAGAGUGAGAAAAAACGGAAUGUACAUGGAAGGUAUACAUAUUUUGCGGAACGAAAUACGGACAUGUAUAAGAGGAGUUUUUAACCAAAUAUCUUGUAACGCCUCUCCACCGGGGGCCUCUCUUCUAUCACCUCUUUACUUUUUGAGUCCCUGUUGCUCAUCACACACAACUUCUGAGAAGAAGCAGUUUUAAUGAAGUGUAGGUUGACCAUGUCUUCUGCUACUCUCUUCAAACACUAUAGAAAACAAGUGGUCUUCAUAUUGUAUAACCAUAAGCAUACCGCACCUUAACCACUGUGCUGUAAAGUAACUUUUUGACACUCUAUUAAUGACAUGAGAUGCUUAUGUAUGUAGCGCAAAACAUUGUACACAUUUUGAUACCAACACUUUUGGGUGAUAGGUAACAAUAUAUUUUGGUGAUAUCUAGCCAUUCUGUGCUGUGGCCUUCUGUAUUGCAGGGAUUAUUUUGUCCUUAAUGUUUCUUGGUGCUGCAUGUUUAUGCACUGUGAUGUAAGUCGCAUACAUUCCAUACAUUUCGUCCAUGACGGCAGAUUAUAAAGGGGUCAAUACUGUUCUGUACAGCUGCCUGUAAAUAUCCGAACACCGGCAACAUAUAUACUGUCAUGAGCUUUGGAACCUAGUGUAAUUUAUCUGCUUGUGAACAGAACAAUGAUGCCUAUAUUAUCAAUGUUUUCCUUUUCAUGAAAUAAUGAGUUUUAUGUAUAUAGGGUCACGUCAGGUCUUAAAUGAUUAGCUUUUUUUUGGAUGUUCAAAUCCAUGUUAUCUGAUGCUAGCUUUAGAACGAGUAUACCAACUUAAUUGAAGAGGUUUUUUAACUUUUUUGAUGACUUGUCCUCAGUAUCUGAUCGGUGGGGUCCGACACCCUGCAGCUUACCAAACACAGUGCCGUACAUUGAAUAUCGGCUGUUCUUGGUAUCUGAGCUCAUCCACAUUCACUUGAAUGUGACUGAGCUGCACCUAGGCCACUAGACCAAUGAAUGUGAUGUCAGUAAGCUGCGAGAAGGCUGCCGGCACUCCUGUGAGCACCCAGGUCAUCUCAAACAGCUGAUUGGCCAAUGUCCCAGGUGUUUGACCCUAUCCAGAGGAGAGGUCAUCGGUUGAAAAAGUCGGAAAACCUCUUUGAAGUUACAAAAUUAGAAAACCUAAAGAACAAAAAUCUGAAGGAAAGUUACAUGGUCCUUGUGUCUACAUGCAUGGAAUAUACACUAACCACAUAGACGGCUAGUUCAGUUUGGCUCCUCAUCCACUUUCCUUGGUCCUUUUUUUUUUUUACAAAGGUUGUGCUCCACGUAGGGUUUGCUUGCCUCCACUCCCAAAUACUAUUAAUCAGAGCUAACCGCAUUUAAAACAUAGUAGGGGAGAUUUAUUCAUGCUUUAAUGACACUUUUAUGGCUUUAAAAAGUUGCAAAUUAUAGAGCGCCUCAUAAUUUACUUCUUCAGCUUCUCAUACAUUUUUUAAUGUGUCGAUAAAAAGGAUGGGCUUAGCAGGAGGGAUGGUGCCUCAGUGGCUACUGGAUUUACUAUAACUUACACCAGAGACUGGCAUAAUUUAUAGCUCAUGUCUACACCAGCUGAUUUAGAUUUGAGUUUCUAGCAUCUCACUCUGACGCACAGGACCAAGACUCAGGAACUCCGGUCUUGAUAAAUCUCCAGCAAUGUUGCUGCCAGCAGUCACCACUAGAGGGAGCCACAAGAAGGAUUUGAAGCAUCUGCUGUAGAUGUUUAUGCUGCAGCACUAACUGGGGGGUACAUUUAUCAAGACCGGUAUUUUCUUCACUGGUCUUGAUUUCCCCUCCGCAGCUAAAGUAUGCGCACAUCUCGCAUAGAUUCGUCGCAUCCUUCCGCUGGCCAUGCAACACCUUUUAAAGGGAAUGUGUCACCAGUUUUCUGCUGCCCUCACUUUUAAAUCCUAACCGUUCCUGUGUCUGUCAAUGAGCCCCCAUAUUCAUCAGCUCAUGGCUCUGCUCAGCCACCUGCCUCUGACUGACCGUUUUUUUUUCCAUAGGAAUCGACAGCAGGUGGGUGGGGAGAGCCAGGAGCUAAUGAAUAUGGGGUUUCAUCAGCAAGGGCUGUUCAAUACAAGAUUUUUGCAAAAUAGCUGGGUCAAUUAAAUAAAGUGAACCAGAAUUUGGCUGAAGGGAUCUGUCAGUAGCCCUUAUUUAGGACACCAUAAAACUGGUGACGGAUUCCCUUUAAGGCUACUUUCACACUAGCGUUCGGGUGUCCGCUCGUGAGCUCCGUUUGAAGGGGCUCACGAGCGGACCCGAACGCAG